ACCGCUGUUACCCAAUCCCAUUCAAACUGGCGACACACAAAGAGGAGACCAGGUUCCCGGCUGCGGCCGCAGAAAGCCAUUGCUGGCGACAGAGGCAGAAGGAUGAGCUGAUCAAAGUGGAGCAAAGAGAACAGACCUUACCGACACACACGUAUACAUACCGACACACACACCGACAGAGUGGAAGACCCUUUAUCGAGAGGGAGAACCUUAACCAACGACAGAGGCCCGACCAAGUGAGAAAGUGAGAGGACUUUUUUUAACGAGAGGAAAAUCCCCUUUAAAAGGGGGAGAAAAAGUCUUUAUCGGGAGUUCGGGCUUCAUCGGGAGACUGAUAGAGACAGAGAUUCUACCGCGACACAGACUUUAGCGGAGAGAAGAGACUUUUUUACCGCGGCUGAUUCCCCGACUCCGGGAGCCGCCCGCACACACACACACACACACACACACACACAGAGGGAGAGAGAGCGGUGUUUACCGGGAUAGAUCGCCUGAUACCGGGACACAGAGAAGCGUCCUUCCCCGGGACACCGCAACCGGCCGCAGAAUGGGCGAUGACAAGAAAAUUACUGGGACGUUGGUGCUGGCAGUAUGCACCGCAAUCAUGGGAUCCGCGCAGUUUGGGUACAACACUGGGGUCAUCAACGCGCCGCAGAAGAUUAUCGAGAGCUUUAUCAACGACACUUGGGUGAAGCGUUACGAUGAGCCUGUUAACAAAUCAACGCUCACCUCCAUUUGGUCUCUGGCUGUGGCCAUUUUCUCUGUGGGAGGCAUGAUUGGAUCAUUUUCAGUGGGAUUGUUUGUCAACCGGUUUGGAAGACGGAAUUCCAUGAUGAUGGUCAACGUCUUGGCUUUCUUUGCUGCGGCCCUGAUGGGUUUCUCCAAGGUCAGCCACUCGUUUGAGAUGCUCAUCGUGGGACGGUUGAUCAUUGGCAUCUACUCGGGUCUGAGCACUGGCUUUGUGCCAAUGUAUGUGGGCGAGAUUUCCCCCACGGCUUUGAGAGGAGCUUUGGGUACCCUGCACCAGCUGGCCAUUGUGUGUGGAAUCCUUGUCGCCCAGGUGUUUGGCUUGGAGUCCUUGAUGGGGAGCGAAAGACUAUGGCCACUGUUGCUUGCAUUCACUGCCAUACCAGCACUGUAUCAGAUCAUCGCCCUGCCCUUCUGCCCCAAGAGCCCGCGCUUUCUCCUCAUCAACUUGAAUGAAGAAGACCAGGCAAAGGCCGUUCUGAAGAAGCUCCGUGGGGUGACCGACGUGAGUGAAGACAUGCAAGAGAUGAAGGAAGAGAGCAGGCAGAUGAUGAGGGAGAAGAAGGUCACCAUGGUCGAGCUGUUCCGCUCCCCCAUGUACCGUCAGCCGAUCAUCAUCUCCAUCAUUCUGCAACUCUCGCAGCAGCUGUCCGGAAUCAACGCGAUAUUUUAUUAUUCCACAAGUAUUUUUGAGAAGGCUGGAGUGUCGAAGCCUGUGUACGCAACCAUUGGCACUGGUGCGAUUAACACCGCAUUCACUGUUGUAUCGCUGGCUGUGGUGGAGCGUGCGGGGCGACGGACUCUACACUUGAUCGGCCUGGGGGGCAUGAGUAUCUGUGCCGUCAUGAUGACAAUCUCACUCGCCCUUCUGGAUCGACUGAAGUGGAUGAGCUACAUUUGCAUCAUAGCUAUCUUUGGCUUUGUUUCCUUCUUUGAGAUUGGGCCAGGGCCCAUCCCGUGGUUCAUCGUGGCUGAGCUCUUCAGCCAAGGUCCCAGGCCAGCUGCCAUGGCCGUGUCCGGACUCUCCAACUGGACUGCAAACUUCUUGAUCGGCAUGUGCUUCCAGUACGUGGAGCAAGUAACCGGCCCAUACGUAUUCAUCAUCUUCACCGUGCUGCUGGUCCUGUUUUUCAUCUUCACCUACUUCAAGGUUCCCGAGACCAAGGGGCGAACGUUCGACGAGAUCGCCUCCAGUUUCCGCAAGGGCACCGAGGUUGAGACUCCGGAGAAGGGAGGGCCUGAGGAGCUCAACAUCCUGGGUGCCGACUCCCAAGUUUAAUCAGGUUUCUGAGUCACGGAGCAAGAACGGAAGCCCAGAGGACGGUUUAUCCCACACUACUGAUAUACGCAUAAAGAAAGGGGGGGGGGGGGGGGGGGGGGAGUGGAGGGGAAGGGGGGGUGAACCGCGACUUGCUAAUCAUGUUUCCCGUGUCUGUGUAGGAUGCAAUUUCCAAUUUGCCGGCCAACCCACAUCUCCAGUUCUGUUAAACCUUCUGCCUGAGCAACAAGACUAAUGUUUUGUAUUUCUUACGUAAUUAUCGAUUAAUGUUUCAAAGCUUUCCAGGUAUAGAGUUAAAUAUUUAUAUGUGGGAUAUGUUUAUAGUGUUUAUAGUACGAUAAAUUAUAGAGCUAAUGUAAAUAUAAUGAGCCCGAGGCACGAUAUAAAUGUACAAAUGUGGGCAAAAUGUGCUCUAGUUUGUGUAGACUUUGAUAGUUGUAUAUGAAUGGGGUUACUUGCUGUACAACACCCAAUGUAGAAAGCUAUUUCACAGCUUAAGAUAACCCAGAAUAUUUUUUAAAAGUGUUUGUUAAGUAAUGGAGAAAAUGUUAAAUUGACGAGUAUCCCUGUUGGCGAUAUUGGUGGAUAUAUCCCUCAUUCAUCUCCACGUUUCUCUGCUAGUUAACACGGCUAUUUAUGUUGGAACAAACCAACACAGGAACCACAACCAGCAAGGUUAAGCAAUUGUCAACUAGUUAAGUACUAGUUCAAUGAGCAGCGUUCUAAGGCCGGAAUGAACAGCAGACAUUUUUUUGGACGGUGAAUUUAUUUUUACGAUUAUUCCCAGAAACGGUUUAAGACAUCUUGAAAUAAAUUAGGGGGUGGCCAGUGAAGGGUGUGGUUGGGGAGGGGGUGCAGACUUUUAAUGUUUGUCCCAGUGUGUGUUGAGCCGUGAGUGUCAGUUGCGUAUAGGUAUCGUGAAAGAGAACCAGUGUUUUACAGUUUCUAAAGGACCACUUGUCCCCUCUUCAAUCCGGAUGCUUUAGAGAAGGCAACUCUGUUUGUUUCAAAGUAACCAAUACAAUGCAAAGUUCCAUUUUCUAUCCAAAGUAUUAUUCACACCCUGGAAAUAUGAAUGGCAAUCUGCCCUGUGCAACUUGUAAUCUCUCUCCCAAUCAGUCCAGCAUUGACAAUUCAUAUUGUCUGUUUAAAGUGGCAAGUUUAAGUGUAAUGAGAUUCAGGUUUUUCAAUUUUCAUUAAGGAUUUUGAACCAAUUUCUCCUGGAGUACUCCCAGAGCCAGCUGGUAGUGCCGCUGACCCAGUCCCAGAGAUGCACAUUCGACCCUGACCUCUGGUGCUGUCUGUGUGGAGUUUGCGUGUUCGCCCUGUUUCCUCCGGGUGCUCCGAUUUCCUCCCACAUCCCAAAGACGUGCGGGCUCGUAGGUUAGUUGGCCCUCUGUGAAUUGCCCCUGGUGUGUCGGCAAUGGUUGCGAGAGUGGGGUAAUAUAGAACCAGUGUGAACGGGUGAUCGAUGGUCGGCGAUGACACGGAGGGCCAAAGGGCAUGUUUCCAUGCUGUAUCUCUAAACUAAACUAAACCAAAUUAACAGACCUGCUUCAAAGUAGUGUGGAGAUUGCUGGAGAUUGUGCAGCAGCCUAGGAUGGGGACUGCACACUGAGGAACAGACGUCAGCCUUGUGUCUCAGGACUGCUCCAUCCCUGGAGCCUUGCUCCCUGUCCUGUGGCUGCAGCCUGUAUCUCUGGCAACUGCUUCUGCCCCAUGCUCUGCACUGUAUCCAGCAACAGCCUUCUCCCCCAGUCUCCCCCAACCCCAUCCACACACACACCUCAAGCCAUGUCUCCCGCUGAACUGAACCUUCGCGUGGGAUGGGCUCAAGUUGCUGGAGUAACUCCGCAGGUCAGACAGCAUCUCUGGUGAAAAGCAACAGGUGGCAUUUCAGGUCGAGACCCUUCUUCAGACUGAGAGUCGGGGGGGGAAAGUGAAACGAGAGAUAUAGACAAUGACAUGGAGAGAUAUAGAACAAAUGAAUGAAAGAUAUGCCAAAAAUUACAAGGGGCUUGACCGAAAUGUCACAUAUUCAUUUUCUACAGAGAUGAUGCCUGAGUUACUCCAGCUUUUUGUGUCUAUCUUCGGUUCAAUCCAGCAUCUGCAGUUCCUUCCUGCACACUUUGUGUAGGGUAAGUGGCAGGCAUCUCAUUUUUUCCCCUCUUAUUUGGGGUUCACAUCCCCGACCACAGGUCGGGAUCCCUAAAACACCUAGGAAGCAAACUGGUGGAAGCCAAGGAAGACUUCUGCAGGCCUAUUUGCAGGAUAAACUGGGAAAAGGAAGGCAUUAAAUUAUUUUGGCGGGUGGAGUAAUUUUAGCUGGGGUGAAAUUUGCAUCAUAAUAACAGGAAGUACAAAUGUUCAUAACACUGUUGGCAUGGGGGGGAAAUCCCGUGGGGGGGGGGGGGGGGGGGACUUGUCCUCCCCAUGUUUUUAGAUGUGUGAGAUUCUCCCCCCCAUGUUUUCUUGUAUGUCGAAAUGCAACUUAGGCCUAUUCUCUGGCCCCUUUCUUCCCCUCCCACCCAACACGGAAGGAAGCUAGUGCUACAGUCUUCCCAAUUAAGCCGGUGCUAACUGUAAUUACCGUAUCCUGCGUACGUACGCGUACAUUGGGGGUCUCCAAACUAUGGCCCGUGGGCCACACCCGGCCCGCCACGAGAUUUUAUCCGGCCCGCAGCAAGCUCAGUGCAGGACGGAGCGUGUGUUAGUUAGGCGUUGGGUCGAUUCGAGUCGGGGAGCAUGGCGGCCUGGAGCUGCUCUUAGUGUUGUUAUCGUGUAGGUCCCUCAAAUUGUCAGAGCCGAGACAUCACAGGGCCGCCGUGAUAAAGGGUGCAAAGUGGGAAGGGGGGUUGUUCGAUGGUGGCCAAAAUGGGUCAGCGGUGUUCGGUGGCGGUGGCAACGGUCAGAAUGGGUCCGCGGGGCGUUAUAACGUGCAAUCGUUCCUCUCUGCCCUCCCUCUCUCUUUGUGUACACCCCCCCCCCCCCCAUGUACAGCUUGGUAACCAUUGGCAGAAGCUUAAGGUGGGGCAGAGGGACUGAACUGGGGAAGAGGACCUCCUCUAUAUUUCAAUGUAGGGUCCCAAUCACCAGGGCGGCCUCUGAGGAGUGCACUAACAUGAGCUCAAUUUAUUUUGAAAUAAAGGGGCGCAUCCAAACAAAGUAUUUCCCCGAUUUAAUGAAUAACAAGGAUUUCCACCUAUUUUUUAAUGCCAAUAUUUUACUUUAGAACUGUAACUGUAAUGCAGUAACAAUGAACAUGUCGACUGGAAACGGCACAAUGUAAGGCAGAUGCAUGAGACUGCAGAUCUUGGAAUCGCAUUAGGUCUCAUGAGGGAUCCCAACCUGAAACGUCAUCUGUCCAUUUCCCUCUACAGACGCUGCCUGACCUGCUGUGUUCCUCCAGCAAGUCCUCAUUGUGAUGUAAAGGCUGAUGUGAACAGUAUCACACUUUGUUUAAAUAGUGUUUGUACACAGAUUUUGUACUUAUUUCUUUCGAAAUGCUCACCUUAGUGACAACUAAGCUGAAACGUAAUUAAAAAAAAAUGAACAAAA
Molecule: messenger RNA, 5584 nt
Organism: Leucoraja erinaceus (little skate)
Lineage: Eukaryota; Metazoa; Chordata; Chondrichthyes; Rajiformes; Rajidae
Product: solute carrier family 2, facilitated glucose transporter member 1-like
Exons: 10
Coding region: 548-2026 (492 amino acids)
Biological process (GO): monosaccharide transmembrane transport; response to insulin
Cellular component (GO): apical plasma membrane; basolateral plasma membrane
Molecular function (GO): hexose transmembrane transporter activity
Source: RefSeq, a predicted model, not a curated record